UGGACACCUGGAUGUUAGGGAAACUGACCCUGGGAUAAGCAGAAUGAUGGCUGAUAUGAUUUGCAUCUGAAACAAAGACACUCUGUCCUGUACAUACUGCUGACUCUCUACUGAUUGUGUCCGCACGUUCCCACCACAGACAUGUAUAAGCUGGACUUACCCCUCGAUCCAAAAGAAGUUUCUGCAAUCGAGCGGAGGAGGAAUCAAGAGAAGCAGAGGCAAAGUCGUAUCUUCAAUGCUAAAUUCCGGACCAUCGGGGUUGACCUUCCCACGUUGGAAAGACAAGUCGAAGAGAAAAGAAUAGGAGAGAGGACUGAAAAAGCUCGGGAUGAGGCGUUUGAUGCAGACAGGGAGCAAUAUGAUAAAAUUGCCCUGUUGUUGGAACAAAAAGAGAAAGAGGAAAUCCGGAAGCUGGAGCAAACUCUACAGGAGUUCAGAAAGCAGCGCCAACAGCCUGAGAGCCGCAGGGAGUUUGACAUCUAUGACCCAGAAGCCCUGAAGAAGGAUCGACCAGCCCGUAUCAGCGAUGAUGACCCCAGAUGCGGACCAGCCAGCCUACAGAAAUUCGCCGGAGAAGAUCUGAGUGACAAGGAACGGCAGAAGAUGCAAGCGGAGUUGACGAAGAAAUGGUUGACCGAGCAGAAGGAGGAGAGACAGACGUCCGAACUGCAAAACAAGUAUGCAGAUCUAUUGUAUGGAAAGAAGAGCGUGGAGUUGGACGAAAGGGCCCAGCAUUUAAGCAUGAUGGAAGAAGAAUGCAAGAAAGCCAUAGACAUGGCCAUCACAAACUUCAACCAAGCCCUGACACUGGAAGCGUCAGAACGCAGGAAACUUCAGAAUCAACAAGAACAAGAAAAUAAUUUUAAAGAGAUCUAUAAUCAUAUGACUGGAGAUAUUCUGACGGAGAACCCUGCUGUAGCAGUCAGCGCCUUUGGUCCUCAUCGUGUGAUUCCAGAUCGGUGGAAGGGAAUGACCGCUGAACAGUUCAAAGCCAUCUGCGAAAAGCAGGAGCAGCAAAGGCUGGAAAAAAAGAGGUUGGCGGAGGAAGGCAGGCAGCGGGACGCAGAGUGGGAUAAGCAGAGAUUGCUGGUGGCCCAAGCGGGAAUGACCCUGGAGCAGCGGGAACAAGAACUCAACAGGGAGCUGAGGAAGAGGAUGGAUUCGUAUAACCAGCAGCUAAGCAGGGAGCAGCAGGCACAUUUGCAAUAUUUAGAAAAGGAAGUCUAUACCAACCGCCCGACCGCGCAUUACUACACUCAGUUCAACGCGACCAGCCGCUGAGACGUCUGUGUAUUCCUUUACUGUGGGCACAACUAUGGCCGUGGGACCCCGUUUCUGUGCAAAACAAAUAAAAUGACUUAAACUGA
Messenger RNA from Spea bombifrons (plains spadefoot toad), 1367 nucleotides. RefSeq names its product RIB43A domain with coiled-coils 1 (gene RIBC1). Lineage: Eukaryota; Metazoa; Chordata; Amphibia; Anura; Pelobatidae. The record is from RefSeq and is a predicted model, not a curated record. The transcript is spliced from 8 exons. Bases 142 to 1281 code for a protein of 379 amino acids.